Molecule: messenger RNA, 3360 nt
Organism: Spirometra erinaceieuropaei
Lineage: Eukaryota; Metazoa; Platyhelminthes; Cestoda; Diphyllobothriidea; Diphyllobothriidae
Source: the annotation of a GenBank genome assembly
AUGGCCGACGAAGGAGUUGGUGAGAAGAAGGCGGUGUUCUGUGUAGGUUCGAAGAAGGAAGAUACCGUCAUGGCUGUCGUUGCCAAGACCACGGUGACCCAGCACUCUCCCCCAGACAGCAUGGUCUUUCCCAAUGCGGACACUGAAAUUAUCAGGGGCAACGAGCUUGUCCGUCCUCCGUACGAUUGCCAGGAAUGCAUGCAGGUUCUCAUAUAAAUUGUUCUACAUCACGUCGGCGCUGGUUAUUGGGGGAAGGGAGGCGUGAGCGCUUAUGAUCGUGGCGAAUGUCACGCCCCGAAGAGGCGGGCGCGGAGUCGUGAGGUGGUCGUUCGUGUCUUACGACAGACAAGGCUGUCGUCUCACAAUGUCAUUCCGGAUGGUAAAGCGACGCCAACGUCGCACCGCUCUGCCUUUCAACAACUGUUCUAGCCGGAACUCACCUCCUCCAGAUGGCCUUGUUUAGAGAAUUGUGUCUUGCUGAGGGCAGUGAUGUCCACCCUACGGUCCGUCAGUUCUGGGGCGACUAGCACUAUCUUCCUUUGCGGCCGAUCGCUCUGAGGGCUGUCUAGAGAAUAACGAACAUCCCAGGCUGCCACAGUGACCAGAGUUACUUAGGCAGCCUAUGAGACGAGACGGGGAUCUGGGGAGGGGGUAUGUUGUUUGUUUGAUUGUUUCGACCGUGAGUUGUACACAUUGGAGCCACGGUCUGCGUGCAAAUAACGUGAUCUCAGUAUUGCGGACGUCUUUCCUAGCCCUUACCCUUCACAAUGGAGUGAGCAGUACUGUCCCUACAUCCCAGACGACUGCCGAGAUCCGCUAUUGGUCGCGACUUUCUAGGGGUUGGGCUGCCCGAGUUAGCAGGAGUCGCCUACAGGAUUGCCUGUUGCCCUCAGUGAAGGGCUUCUUGAGGUGAAAGGAUAAAACGGGGAGGUAUGGGAAUGGGAGCAAAAUUACCAGGUGUGUGGGGGGGGGGGACACAACACCUGUACCCUCAUCUGGUUAAGCCCCCCGGUCCAGGAGGUUACCAGGGUGUGGCUGAUUAAUUGAGUCUAGCUUAGGCAAUUACUGAUGAGUGCUGUGUGCCAGUUAAGGACAGUCAGCAGGCCUCAACAUUUUUAUGGUAUCACCUACCAUCCCUGCACGGCUUUCUCCCUAACUAGACAACCCUAGACUAGAUUAAAUAACACACGGUACGGCUAUACAGACAAAGUGCUUACUAAAUUUCUCAGUCUAUCAAAAGUUAGUACGAAAUCAAGCAUCAGGCAAAAUGAAUGGAAAAUUCAGCCUUUUCAAGAUGGGAUCAUUGACGACAAUUUGCUAGUCAGUGAAGAAAAUCAGGCAAGGUACAUCCUGACGUCCUUUUGCAGCUUCAGUUGGCUAGGAUAAAUUUUUCGUUGAAAUUUCCAAAACACUCUUAAAUGUCCGUUUUUGCAGAAGCUGGAGUCCACGAAUUACAGACCACCAAACCUUCUGAGUGAAGGGGAUGAGUCGCUCCUUGGUUUAGUCAAAGACGUAGCUAGCCACCAAGAGGUACUUAUUGCUGGGGACUUCAACGCACCUGCAAUAGAGUGGGAAACUAUGGCAGUUAACGGUGGACCAGCCUCUUUCAACAAUAAGCUACUGGACCUCACACUCGAUCUCCCUCUGGCGCAACAUGUGAAGGUACCAACAAGAUUUCGAGAGAACCAGAGAGCGAAUUGUCUAGACCUAGUUUUCACUAAAGACUUCUCUAAUAUCGACGAAGUGUAUUCCAAUGCACCUCUCGGGAAAAGUGCCCAUACUACGCUACUAUGGGAUUACUCGCUCUUCUCUAAACGCCAGAAGAGAACAGAGGGCCAACCUAAUAUAUGGAAGGCAGAUUUUAAUACGAUGAGGAACGAAUUCCUGUCCGUGAAUUGGGACCAAUUACUCAGAGGAGAUCCGGAGGACGACUGGAGAUCUUUUAAGACGAUUUCACUCGAUUUGAUUCGGCGCUGUUGUCCACCUAAAGUACAAAAAACAACUAGUCGAUCCGCUUGGUUAACUAGGGACCUAAAAAGGCAGCUACGGAAGAAAAGCAAAAGGUGGAAAAUAUUCAGGGAAACUGCGUCACCAGCGCAUUUCGAAGAAUUUCGUCGUCAACGAAAUGGCGUCAAAAAAUGUAUCCGUCAGGCACGGAAUGAGUAUGAAUCCAAAAUUAUCCGACAGGCUGAACAGAAGCCUAAGAUUUUAUUUCACUAUCUUAACAGUAGACUGAAAAAUAAGGACCCGGUCGCGGUUCUGAAGGAUGAUAAUGGUGUAGAGAUCACUGAGAACAGCGAGAAAGCCGAACACUUAGGACAGCAUAUUGCCUCGGUUUUUACUAGAGAAACAGAGUUUCGCAGUCGCAGUGCUAGCAAUGCUUUUGAGACUGCUGGUCCCGUGCUUGACUCCAUACUCUUCCCGACAGCUGUCGUGGAAAGGGAGCUGAAAAAUCUGAAGGAAGCAAAGUCCUCGGGUCCGGACAAUAUACCGGCCGAAUUCUUGAAAGAACUGGCGAAUGAACUCUCCAAACCACUGGCGCACACCUUCCGCUCGUCAUUCGAAUUAGGGAGGCUGCCAUCGGAAUGGAAGACAGCAAAUAUCUUUCCGAUAUACAAGGGCGGGGCUCGCACUAAUGCUAACAAUUACCGGCCUGUUAGUCUAACCUGUAUCUGCUGUAACAUAAUGGAGGCCAUAUUUAAGAAAACAACAAUGAAGUUCCUGGAGCAGGGCCAUUUAAUCUCAGACCUGCAGCACGGCUUCAGACAGAACCGCUUGUGCCUUUCCAGUUUAUUGCUCUCGACGGAGCAAUGGACUCGGGCACUGGACGAGGAUGGUAGGGUCGAUGCCACCUACACAGACUUUAAGAAAGCGUUCGACAGCGUCCCACACAAACGCCUAAUCUACAAACUUUCUGAAAUUGGGAUGAGAGGAAGGCUGCUGACAUGGAUAACAGAUUUUCUUACCGGGAGAUCGCUAACCGUGUGCAUUGAGACCUCAAGGUCAACUCCUACCCCCGUUCUAAGUGGUGUACCCCAGGGCUCCGUCUUAGGGCUGUUGCUAUUCCUGGUUUACAUUAACAACUGCGUCGACGACCUGGGAUGCAGCGCCAUCAUGUUUGCUGACGAUUUUAAGCUGUGGAGACCCAUCAGAUCUGACGCAGACAGGUACGCGCUUCAAGACAGUCUCAACCGUCUGAAGAGUUGGUCAGCUCGCUGGCUCCUCAAUUUUAAUGUGGAUAAAUGUGUGGUCCUGAGACUCCGCACCAAAAAGACCACUAAGGAGGACGAUUCCUUUCAAUACGUCCUGGUUGGCAGUCCCUUUCAAAUCUUGUGGAAGAGAAAGGCCUCGGCGUCCUAA